Messenger RNA from Porites evermanni, 489 nucleotides. Lineage: Eukaryota; Metazoa; Cnidaria; Anthozoa; Scleractinia; Poritidae. The record is from the annotation of a GenBank genome assembly.
GCAAGGGGUCCUAUUACUACUUCAACGGAAAUUCUCUGGAGUCUGUUUUAUGCCAUAAAGUACCCGGAUACGCAGGCCAGGUUGCAUCGCGAGUUGGACAAUGUGGUUGGUGCCGAACGAUUGCCAGAGUUAUCAGACAGGCCAAACUUGCCUUAUUUGGACCCGUUCUUAACUGAGAUGGUACGCAUUGUAAGCGAGACCCCUCUGACGAUACCUCACUCGACCACGCGGGACACGACCGUUGCGGGCUUUUUCAUCCUGCGGAAUGUUACUGUGUUUGUUAAUCUCUGGGCUAUUCAUCACGCCAUUGAAUACUGGGUAGAACCGUUCACUUUUCGGCCGGAGCGUUUCUUGAACGAAGUUAGACAACGUCGAGUAGAUGGAAUGUUGCCCUUUUCAGCUGGAAUACGCACGUGCCCUGGAGAAAAGUUUGGCAAAAAAAGCAGUUUUCUUAUUUGUAGCACUAUUGUUUCACAGGUUUACAUUUGA